Polyodon spathula (Mississippi paddlefish) is the source of this 3013-nucleotide messenger RNA. It is a transcript of the gene setd7, whose product is annotated as SET domain containing 7, histone lysine methyltransferase. Gene Ontology annotation, biological process: regulation of DNA-templated transcription. The transcript has 8 exons. The coding region runs from base 159 to 1247 and encodes 362 amino acids. The record is from RefSeq and is a predicted model, not a curated record. Lineage: Eukaryota; Metazoa; Chordata; Actinopteri; Acipenseriformes; Polyodontidae. Gene Ontology annotation, cellular component: chromosome. Gene Ontology annotation, molecular function: protein binding; histone H3K4 monomethyltransferase activity.
CUUGUUACGUUGUGUAACUGUCAACCAUGGAGUUCAGCCGAGUGAUGUUAGCGUUUCAGAACCCAAAAUAGGGCGAUUACAGCAAAGUGUUUGAGUACAUGCAAUAUUAAAGAUAGCUUAGUUAACUUAUAUAGUUUCCAACACGCAACCUCGCAGCCAUGGAUAGCGAUGACGAAAAUAUGGAAGAAAUAAUAGAAGGUCCCCUGGAUGAAGAUGACCAGCCUCAUGGGUUUUGUACCAUCACUUACUCCUCGGGCGACCGCUUUGAAGGACACUUUGUUCAUGGGGAGAAGAACGGCCGAGGGAAGUUCUACUUUUUCGACGGGAGCACUCUGGAAGGUUACUAUGUGGACGAUGCCCUGCAAGCCCAGGGAGUUUACACCUACGAGGACGGCGGCGUCCUUCAUGGCACUUACUUGGAGGGGGAGCUGAACGGACCCGCACAAGAAUAUGAUGCAGAGGGACGCCUCAUCUUCAAGGGCCAAUACAAGGACAACAACCGUCAUGGAGUGUGCUGGCUCUACUACCCUGACGGUGGAAGCCUGGUUGGAGAGGUGAAUGAAGAGGGGGAGAUGACUGGCAGCAAGGUGGCCUACCUGUACCCUGAUGGCAGGAUAGCACUCCAUGGGAAGUUCAUUGAUGGGGAUCUCAUAGAGGCUAGGUUGGCCAUCCUCACUUCUGUGGACAAUGGACGACCACAGUUUGAGAUACAACCUGACAGCCCGGUUUACACUUAUGACAAGUCCACUUCAGCCUGUAUUUCUACAAACGGCCUCCUGCCUGACCCCUAUGAGUCAGAGAGAGUCUAUGUCGCCGAUUCUUUAAUUGCUGGGGCUGGGGAAGGAUUGUUUGCUAAAACAGAAGCUGAGUCGAACACAGUGAUGGCCUUCUACAAUGGUGUUCGUAUUACACAUCAAGCGGUGGACAGCAGGGACUGGUCCCUCAACAGAAACACACUCUCUUUGGAUGAAGAAGUUGUGCUAGAUGUCCCUGAACCCUACAAUAAUGUAAAGAAGUACUGUGCAUCACUGGGGCACAAAGCCAACCACUCCUUUACUCCCAACUGCAUCUAUGACUCGUUUGUUCAUCCCCGCUUUGGGCCUAUCAAAUGUAUCCGCACUGUCCGGGCUGUGGAGAGUGAUGAGGAGUUGAUGGUUGCCUAUGGAUACGACCAUAGCCCUUUAGGAAAGAGUGGGCCUGAGGUCCCCGAGUGGUACAAGCAGGAACUACAGGCUUUCGAAGGGUAGUGAAACUGUGCAGAUUGUGUGUCAGGAACUAACAGCAGAAGAAAGAAGAAAAAAGCAACCAAAACACAGAACUAUGCAGUACAGUUCUGUAGACAACUAAAAAAGCAGGGAUUCUCACCGCCUAGCACUUAGUGCCUGUUUAGCUUCCAUUUAUUAUUAAAGCCAGGUUUUAUUAAACACAUUUGUUGCUCCAUCUUUCCUACUCACUAGUGCAUGCAGUACAGUGACUUUUUUGGCUGUAGUGUUAUUGAAAAGUUCAUGGUUAUUGGAUUAAAAGUGUAUUUUGAUUUUUAAGUUAGCUAUAAGCGAGAGACGCUCCAUAAUAUUGUGGCGUUCGCCCUAUGUUGUUGCUUGAUCAUCCUUGACACGUUCAGAAGUUGUGUUUUUAAAUGUAAUACUAUAUAUAUAUAUACACACACCAAUCAUAGCCCAUAACAACAGUCAUGAUGUAAUGGAGCAUCUGUUGUGACAGUCACCACCAAAGCUUUGUACAGUUUAAUAAAGUGAGAAAUAUCCCAUAUACAAUGCAUACAUGCAAGCCUGUACACAUGUACUUUUGUGUGAAAGGUAUUUGACAGAAAGAUGCACAAACACACAUAAUUAGAAUUUUGGUAUAGAGUAAGUAAUAGUGUAUCAAUUUACAUUUGCACCAUAUAAUACUUCAAUAUAGUAAACUUAAGCGACUGUCUUACAGAGAGCAGCGUAACAUCAUAGUAACAUCACAGCAAUUUCCUAUCAAGCUAAUUGGUUUUGUAACCGAUAUGUGCCCAAACUGAAACUCUCUUAGGUUGUUAGCUUUCCACUAUAUAAAUAUAAUGAAAAAUGCAUAGAAAAUACAAAAAAAAGGUGGAUUAUUGAAACACAAUUGACUUGGUGUGUAAUUGCCCUGCUUCUUGCUCUUUAAAUUUUUUUUAUAAAUACACAUCGAAACCAAGUUACUGUGCUGUCACUUUGAUAUCUUGUAGUUAUCUUUUAGCAGAGCUGGUUGUUAAUGUUAAAACUGAAUUUUAAUUGAAUGCACAGUUUUUAAUACUAGAAAUCAUUAUAGAAACUAGGUUAUCCCUUAUACGUUUCCCAUAGUAAAAGCAUACCCAAGCAUAAUAAAGCACAGUGAAAGCAUGGUAAAGCUUAGGUAAGCAUUGUAAAGCAUAUUAAUAAACAUGACAAAUUAGGUUCAACUAUGAUAAAUUCAAAGUAUAACCAUGGGAAAAGAAUGGGAAAACUGCAUUACUGUGCAGAAAUACUGUGGUAAACUUUUAUAAGGGAUGGCCUGAAAUGAGAAAUGUGUGGAAAAAUCCUCCAGGGAGUGCCUAGUGAGACCAUUCUGCCUCCCAGGCCAUUUUCCAUUGCAUUUGUUUUACAGUGUGAAACCAGUCAAUAAAACACAUUGUACAAGUCAGUUAGGAUGUAUAGUGUAGACCAUGCACUGUACAUACAUACAUAUAUGACUUUUAAAAGCAUUUAGAGCCAGAAGGUUAAAGUCUCUACCCGUAGCUUGUGAGAUUGCUGCACCUUGUUGUUUUUUUUAGAUCGCCUAACCUGUUUUUAAUCCCCGUCAUUUAAUGUAACACAUUUCUACAGUAUACACAUUAAAGAUCAUCCCAAUGAUCACAUUAUUUAUCAAGUAGCUAGAAGGGUGCCACAAUACAGACCCCUUUAUUCUACAACCUGUGAUUUAUUACUCUACUAUUCUUACAGUGUAUAGCUUUGGAAGCGUCUGCCUUGGAUGUUUUUUCUCCUAUUGUUAAAGCGGCACGCUGACAUUA